AUGGCUGCAAGAAGGAAGCGGCCCAGUGGCCCUGGCAUCACCUACAUUGAGCGACUGGAGCCGACGAGUUUGGCAUGGAACUUUGCUCCAAAGGUGACUUCAGGUCCGAAGACCCCCAAGCCGGCUCAGCUUCCUGCACGUUUUCAGGGUGCCACAAUGGUCAUAGCCAAGGCAGAAUUGUCAAGGUCAAAAUACAUUCCUCGACCGCGAAUUUGGAUGGAAACCGAGACCCAGGACGGGCCAGGCAGACAGAAAGCAAGUGGCAAAGAAAACGCAUCAGACAGGCAAGAGAAUGCAGAAAGAGCUACGGCAUCCAAAUCCUCGCAGACAAAGGAUGCAAGAGAUUCAAGUAGAUCCGGUCCAGAUGCUUGGCAGAAACCCAGCUCAUGGGACUCACGAGGUGAGAGUAGCAGAGAGGGCAACAGGGACGGCAACAGGGACGGCAACAGGGAAGACAAUCGACAGUCUUCAAGCCCGCCUUGGCCUGACCCGCGCCCAAACCAGCGGUGGGCAAGUGACCCUCGGCCCGGACAUGGUGACCAGAGGCCGUCUUCAUCUCCGCCUCAAAAUGGCACCAAGACGGAUGAUGAGACCGCCAGGAAGAAUAUCCUCGUGGGAGAGGUAUCGAGAAUUUUUAACAUCAAACAACUCAAAUUCAAAUUUGACUGGAUUCAGAUUUUCAAUUUGGAAUCAGGUUUUGGAGAGAAAGACCUGGAGCGUAAGAAACGCGACCUGUUUCGCAUCCUGCACCCGGACAAGAGUGCCAAGUAUGCGAAGGACGCUGGUGGUGAGGAGCGCCUCAAGGCUGCAUAUGACUUUGUGGACGUGGCAUAUUCAGAUGCGAAGAAAUGGCUGGACCAGAAAAACAAUGGCUAUCUUCCACCGUGGGACAGGGAUCCUUUCGAUUCCUUUCCUACUUCCCAUCCACUGUAUGCUCAGUAUCGACAGAGUUAUCCAUCUUGGAGAAAUGGGGCUGCGAAUACCGCUUCUUCAUCCCGACCGACCACGCCUCCGACACCCACACGAUCUUCGCCGCCUCUCAGGAAGGCACCUCCGCAACAGCCUGACAGCUUCAGGAUGCGAUAG
Messenger RNA from Cladocopium goreaui, 1086 nucleotides. Lineage: Eukaryota; Dinophyceae; Suessiales; Symbiodiniaceae. The record is from the annotation of a GenBank genome assembly.